Messenger RNA from Paramecium sonneborni, 1102 nucleotides. Lineage: Eukaryota; Ciliophora; Oligohymenophorea; Peniculida; Parameciidae. The record is from the annotation of a GenBank genome assembly.
AAUUUUAUGAUUAUCAAAAAAUUGCAAGAAAAAGUGUUCACAAAUAAAGACAAAAAUAAUUUUUAAGGACUAACUCCCUCUUAUAAAUAGAGAUAUGAUUAACAUGAUAAAAUAAGAGGAGAAAAAUUUAAAAAACCAAAACAAUUCUCAACACAAUUUCCAUAAAUUAAAAAGGAUGAUACAUUAUUUGAGUUCAGAAUUUUUCAUCAUGUUUAAAAUAUGAAGAGUGCUCAUUUCUAAUCAAAGUACACAUUAUCUAUGGGAAGUAUUCCUAAUUUAAUAUUACAUACAUACUUUGAUCAAAUAGUAUUCUAUGAUUUAGCUAAAUUUAAAUCAGAAUCAACAAAAAUAUCACUUGAAGCAAUAGGAUUAGAUGUUAUUGAUCAUAUUUGUGCUGUUGCUGGAAUGAAUGGAGAUCUUUUAAUGAUAAAUUUAUUUGAUGGUAAGAUGGAAAAAUAAAUAAUAAAUUAGAGAAGACAUUUUAUAAAUCAUGUUUAAUUUUAUUAAAACUAUUUGAUUUCAAAUGAUAAUGGAGGAAACAUAAAGAUAUUUGAUUAUCAAAAUGGAUUUAAAGAGAUAUUUUCAUAUUAAGAUAGAGCCUCAGUUAAUUUAACUAGUGUUAAUAUAAAUAAAUAAAUUGCUUUUUGUGGUGAUCGACUUGGUUUAAGUGUUUUAGAUGUUAUUUCAGGUGAUAUUGUACAUAAUUUGAAUCCACAUACUGAAUUUGGUUUUGCUGUGGCAUUUAAUCCAUGUAAAAAUUAUGAACUUGCUUCAUCAAGUGAGGAUGGAUCAUGUGUUAUAUAUGAUUUACGUUCACCAAAACAUCCAAUUUAAUAGUUUGUAGGAUCAGAUUUACCAAUUUAUAAUAUUACAUAUUAAAGAGAUGGAUCACAUUUAUUUAUUGCAGAAGCUAAUUCUUAUUUCCAUAUCUUGAACACGUAAAAUAUUUAUUAAAUUUCUUAGUUCUUUAUAUGAUACUGUUUAAAGCAUCAAGGUAUAUGGAGAGGUUUCAGGAAUUGUUAAUGAUUAAUAUAAUGAAAAUAAAAUCUAUUUUAGUACAAGUUGUUCAUCUGGAGAUGGUAUAUGUGAAUUUGUUAGAUGA